UCAGCAGGUAACAGGUACUUCACUUGCAGAGGACCCAGGUUCAGCUCCCAGGGCCCAUAUCUGUGCUAUAACUGCCUCUAACUCCAGCUUCAGGGGAUCCAGUGCCUCUGGGUACCUACACUCCGGUGGGCAUACCUGUCCCUCCCCACGUGUGCAUAAUUAAAAAUAAUGCACACAAAUCUUUAAAAAGUGAAAACGGUUCAGAGGUCUCAGACUGCACGGUGACUGUGUGGCCUGUAAAUGUCUACAUGUAAGUUGUCAGAGUAUAAAUUAAGUGGCGCACCCUUCGCACUGCCCCGUUCAGUAACGGACCAGGCACGCAGUCUCUCGCUGGCUCUUCUCUUAAGCACCAUUGUUUGCCAUCAUGGAAUGGAACCGAGUUUCCAAGUAUUUUGAGUCAGAAUCUGACUUCUGCUGAACCUCAUACAUACACACAUGUGGCUGUGUUUGAAAUAGGUGCCUCUUAAGUCUUUUAUCAGAACGUUUGAAAGGGCUGAAGAGGUGGCUCGGUGGGUAAAGAGCUAAGCCUGAGGACCUGAGUUCAAAUCCCCCCAAACCUGUGUGAAACUCUAAUCUCAGCCCUCUUACUGGGGAGGGGAGGCAGAGACUCCCCAGAAGCCAGCCUCUUCUAUGGAGCAGGGAAAAAAAUGAAAAAGCAGAAGACCCUGUCUUCCACAAGGUGAAAGACCAGGACACACACCCAACAUUGUCCUCUGACCUCCCCAGACCCUGGGGCACGUGUCUGCCGACAUUUCACACACACAUUGGUUUGCACAAAGAUAAGAAAUGCUUAAAAGUUAAAAAUCCACCAUUGUUAUCUAGAAGCAGGUUUUGGCUCAUCAUGAUUUGGUGAUCUGACCAUCAAGCUGAUGAAGCGUUGUUCAGUACUCUGGAUUGGCAUUCCGAAGACAUUUCUAGCUCCACGCUUUGAGAAUUAAAGCCUAUGAAAUCAUAAACAACGGUUCAGUCUUCUCAAGACAUAGAGCAAACAGUUUCCCUCAGCUUGGUUUAGUGUUUCAUUCUAAGCACAGGAGCCCACCCUGCUGCCCAGAAACCACACACAGCCCGAGGACAGACAGCUGUGAAUUUAGCCCAGCACUAUGUAGAUGAUGCUGUUAGAAGGUUGUACACUUCUGAGUCCAUGCCUCCUUGUGCCCCAAGAAAAAUGAACGCUAGAACGUUUGCCCUGCGGCUUCUGGGAGGAGAAGGCGGUUGGGAUGUGUGGAAGCAGCAUUGUGAUGACACAGCAGGACAGGGUCCCAGGGACAGGGCUGGGUGAAUUUCAGCCGUGACACUGGGGAGGGCAAACAUGGGUUUGUGUGUGGCCACUUGUCUGUGCUGUUUCCUGAACUGGGGGCUGAGAGUGUUCUGCCCACCACCAUGAAGUUGCUGUGAUCGGGCCAGCUUUUGGCCUGUCUGAUUUUCAGGUGUGAGAAGCCCGACUACUAAAGUCUGUGGUGCCUCCAUUGUGUAGACAGUUAUGGGGACACUCUGGUGUCCCUUCAUUGCUCUCCUGUCCUGAGAAGCUGUAAGGAGUCCACAGUGCCCAGCAGAUGUGGGUAUUGAGCAUUUGCUGUGGGGUAUGUUGGACUAGACACACACUUUGAAGUAGUCUGAAGACAGUACUUCCAGGCUGUCUUUGGAAGCAUGACACAAAAGUCAAAUACUCCACAAGUCACUUUUAUACAUUUUGGAAUAAUACUUCAGUUGUAUUAGAUAAAUCAAAACUUUCAUUGAUAUUUCACCUGUUUCCUUUUACUUUGUUAGUGGUUCCUGGAAAAUAAAAAUUAAUUUUGUGGCCCACAGUGUAAUCCUCCUGGACGAGGCUGCUACAAGAAGGCUUGUAUUUAUUUUGUAAAGGAUGGAGCCAGAAAAUGGAGAACCUGCUGAGAUUAAGAUCAUCAAGGAAGCAUACGAGAAGGCCUUUUUGUUUGUUAAUAAAGGACUGAACACAGAUGAGUUAGGGCAGAAGGAGGAAGCCAAGAACUACUACAAGCAAGGGAUAGGACACCUGCUUAGGGGCAUCAGCAUUGGGGCCGCAGAGCCAGGGUGCACCAGCCCGGCCUGGGAGUCUGCCAGACAGAUGCAGCAGAAAAUGAGGGAGACCCUUCAGAAUGUCCGCACCAGGCUAGAGAUCCUAGAGAAGGGCCUUGCCACAUCUCUUCGGAAUGACCUUCAGGAUGUGCCCAAGUUAUACCCUGAGUUCCCUCCUAAAGACGCAUGCAAGAAGUUCCCAGAGCCAGAUUUGGUUAGUUCAGGCCCCCAGCAUGCUGACGUAGACGGGAGCACCUCUGCUGUAGGGGCCACAGGUGCUGCACCUUCUGCUGGGCCCUCCCCUUCACCCAGCUGUCCUGCUGAAGCACCCCCAGCCUACACCCCCCAGGCUGCUGAGGGUCACUACACUGUUUCCUACGGAACAGACUCUGGGGAGUUUUCAUCGGUGGGGGAAGACUUCUACAGGAGCCAUACCCAGCCGCCCCCUCUCGAGACCUUGGGACUUGAUGCAGACGAACUGAUUUUGAUACCAAAUGGAGUGCAGAUCUUUUUUGUAAACCCUGCGGGAGAGGUUAGUGCUCCAUCCUACCCCGGGUACCUGCGCAUUGUGAGGUUCUUGGAUAAUUCUCUGGAUACAGUUCUGAACCGCCCUCCUGGGUUUCUCCAGGUGUGUGACUGGUUGUACCCUCUGGUUCCAGAUAGGUCACCAGUUCUCAAGUGCACCGUGGGAGCCUACAUGUUUCCAGACACCAUGUUACAAGCUGCGGGGUGCUUUGUGGGGGUUGUUCUGUCGUCUGAGCUCCCAGAAGAUGACAGGGAGCUGUUUGAGGAUCUGCUGAGGCAGAUGUCUGACCUUCGGCUCCAGGCAAACUGGAAUAGAGCAGAAGGAGAAGAUGAAUUCCAAAUCCCUGGGAGAGCAAGUCACCCCUCUGAGCCACGGAAGGAAGCUUCUGGCACCGAUGUCAGGCAUUCGGGUUCUUCAGGUUCUUCAUUAGACCAAGGCAGCAAGGAUGCGCGCCAUAAAGGAAAGCGUGGGAAAAAGACAAAAGAUACUUCAAGUGAAGAGGUUAAUUUGAGUCAGAUUGUGCCCUGUGAGCCACGUUCAGAAGAAAAAGCCAAAGAACUACCUGAAUGGAGUGAGAAAGUGGCCCACAACAUUCUGUCAGGUGCUUCCUGGGUGAGCUGGGGUUUAGUCAAAGGUGCUGAAUUUACUGGCAAAGCAAUCCAAAAAGGUGCUUCUAAACUCCGAGAGCGCAUUCAGCCAGAGGAGAAACCCGUGGAAGUGAGUCCGGCUGUCACCAGGGGCCUCUACAUAGCGAAGCAGGCGACUGGAGGGGCGGCGAAGGUCAGCCAGUUCCUGGUUGAUGGUGUCUGCACAGUAGCGAACUGCGUUGGCAAAGAGCUCGCUCCACAUGUCAAGAAGCAUGGAAGCAAACUCGUUCCAGAAUCUCUCAAGAGAGACAAAGAUGGGAAAUCCACUCUGGAUGGCGCCAUGGUUGUGGCAGCGAGUAGUGUUCAAGGAUUUUCAACUGUCUGGCAGGGAUUGGAGUGUGCGGCUAAAUGCAUUGUCAACAAUGUGUCUGCAGAAACUGUGCAAACCGUCAAGUACAAGUAUGGGCACAAUGCAGGAGAGGCUACCCACAAUGCAGUGGACUCCGCUAUCAACGUCGGCCUCACUGCCUACAAUAUUGACAACAUUGGCAUCAAAGCCAUGGUGAAGAAGACUGCCAAGCAGACGGGACACACUCUUCUGGAGGACUAUCAGAUCAUCGACAGCUCUCAGAAGGAAGGCCAGGGAGGAGCAGCAAGCACAGAUGUGAGAAGAAACACGGAAAAGCAGAUGGAGGAAGAGGAGGAGGAGGAAGAGAAGAAAGGGGCAAAGAAGAAAGAUAAAUAACCAGAGUUCUGGAAGUGACCUACACCAAAGCCUUACCAGAUGGACGAAUGUGAACAGCAGAUGUGGAUUCUCCACACAAGGACCAGUGGUUUCUAUGUAUUCAUUGCUACAGAGUGACUGUCGGAAGUUUGGGGCAUGUAUCCACUUACAAGAAAAAUAAUCAGUAUUCUUACAUCUGGUUCUAGAAAUAUGCAGUUUAUAGUCUCAAUACAUUUAUUUUCCCUUAAAUGUAGCUAUUUUUGCAGUUAAAAUAAAGCUUAUAAUAUAUGUAACUUAAACUUAAUGUCAAUCUAUUUUUUAUAUGUGCUAGCCUUCAGAAAGCAAAGUAGAAAACUAUACAUGAUUUCACAGCCACAUGAAUUCUGUUUAUGCUGAGAAGGAAUGAUUUAAUGACUAAAAAAAGACUCCUCUUUUUUGCACUAAUGGUGGAUCUUUGAGAUACCCAAAAGAAUUUUCAGUAUAUAAGCUAAAUGAAACCAUGAUCUCAAAGUAUGAUCUUAGAUAACGUUGUAGAAGGCUUUCUUAUGCAGGGAAGAGCCUGGCCAUGAAAGUGCCAUGAACUUCUGUAAUGUUAUCUCUUAUUUGCUAGAUCUCCUGCCUACUAGGAACCAAAAUGGCCUUUUGAUUUAAACUGAAGAAAAUGCUUCUUCCUGUCUUUAGGAUUGAGAGUAGGUCAUUGUUGAUAGAGUGAUUUUUUUUUUUUUUAUUAAUUCUUUGAGAAUUUUGUAUGUGCAUG
Onychomys torridus (southern grasshopper mouse) is the source of this 4628-nucleotide messenger RNA. It is a transcript of the gene Spart, whose product is annotated as spartin. The record is from RefSeq and is a predicted model, not a curated record. The coding region runs from base 1862 to 3892 and encodes 676 amino acids. NCBI's taxonomy places the organism in Eukaryota, Metazoa, Chordata, Mammalia, Rodentia, Cricetidae. The transcript is spliced from 9 exons. Gene Ontology annotation, biological process: negative regulation of BMP signaling pathway; cell division. Gene Ontology annotation, cellular component: plasma membrane.